Molecule: messenger RNA, 444 nt
Organism: Protopolystoma xenopodis
Lineage: Eukaryota; Metazoa; Platyhelminthes; Monogenea; Polystomatidea; Polystomatidae
Source: the annotation of a GenBank genome assembly
GACUCCCUUCAGGUCAGGCAUCAAGAUGCUGGACAGAGCAGUCUGUACUCUGAGGAAGCCAUUAACAAUAGAAACAUCAAUGCCAAUACUCACAUUGCCUUCUCCACGUCCGGCAGUGAAGAUGACCCCCACAAUAACCAAACUGGGAAACUCGACUUGAAUCCAUUGAUGCAACUGGUCCGCCUCUAUAAGCUCUGGACACCAAGCCUCACCACUCGAAUGCUCCUCGUCUCCGUAGACAUCACUAGGCCAAUCUCCUCUCCACAUGAGGAGACAAGGACAUUAAACCCAUCUGUAAUGGGGGAAAUCCAACGUGAAGUAACACAAUCUGAACGAGCUUUAUGUGCAGCCCGUUUCUAUGCCGGCCACCUCGUGAAUUCCAAAUGCAGCAACAUGCGAAUGUGCAGUGACAUAUGUUCUAGCACUGCACCCGACCGAGGCUGA